AGAUCCCCUCGGUGACACCGCGCUUGGCCGCCCGCAACCAGACGUCCUUCCGUGUGACCUGGCCCCGCCCCCCCGUGCCUGUGGAUGGCUACCAGGUGGCCCUCAUCCCUCUGGAUGAGCCAGCGGCGAUGACCACCCAUGAGCUACCCGGUUCCAGUGUCGCCUUCGAGGUGACAGGGCUGGCACCCGGCCACGCCUUCGAGCUCUUUGUCCAGGCCCAGCGGGAGAAGCACCUCGGGGCACCCGGCACCCUGCGCGUCCGCACCCUGCUUGCCCAGACUCUGCCCACCCACGGGGGGUCCCCAGGGUCCCCUCAGGGUUCCCUGGGGUCCCCGGCAUCACCAGUGGCCCCAGCGUCACCAUCAGUCCGAGGGUCUCCGGCAUCCCCAAGGUCCCCAGCGUCACCAGGGUCUCUGGGAUCACCGGCAUCACCAGUGUCACCAGAUGCAUCCUUGGGGUCACCAGGGUCUUUGGGGUCACCAGCAUCCCCAGCAUCUCCAAGGUCCCCAGAGUCACCAGCAUCCCCAAGAUCACCUGCAUCUCCACGGUCUCCAGUAUCACCACAGUCCCCUGCAUCACCUCCAUCUCCAUGGUCCCCGGUGUCCCCAGCAUCCCCACUCUCCCCAGUGCUCCCGGGUGGCCCAUCUCUGCAUGACCUGGGGGCCAAGCUCUCGUCCUACAAUGGCUCCUUGCUGCAGCGCUUGGAGAGCCACCUCCGGGCUACAAAAUUCCCACUUCGGGGCAACCAAACGGUGCCAGCAGUGGCCCGCGCCAUCCUCUCUUACCUUCUACGCCGCAGCCCAGCCCUGUUGCGUCACCAACUCCUCCGCCAGAUCCCCCACCCCAAGCCCCAUUUGAUGCCAGGAGCUGCUGGUGAGGCUCUGGUGGACCUGGAUGGGCUACGGGGCCACGCAGAGACCGUGGUGAUCCGUUAUCGGCUCCUGGAAGAGCCAGAGGGGGCCGAGGGGGAGCUGCAGGUGCCAGGGGACACGGCGGUGGUCCGGGUACCAGGGCUGGUGCCGGGGGCCAGGUACCGGGUGGAGGUGCACGGCGUGGUGCGGGGGCACGUCUCCAAGUCCUACACGUUCCUGGUGACGGCAGGGGUAGAUGGCACCAAUGAGCCGCCGCUGGGCUGGGAGCACCUGUAUGAGAUGGAGUUGACAGAGCCACAAGGUGCCGUAGCCAAAACAGCCCCGCCAUUGGAGGACCCACCUCCGCGGCCCCGCCUGGGCGAGCUCACAGUUUCCCACGUGAGCCCCGACUCGGUGCAGCUGGAGUGGAGCAUCCUCGAGGGCACCUUUGACUCCUUCACGGUGCAGUACCGGGAUGUGCAUGGCCAACCUCAGGCACUUGCAGUUGACGGGGGUUCCCGCAUGCUGACCGUCCCCGGCCUGGCACCAUCCCGCCGCUACAAGUUCAACUUGUACGGGGUGUGGGGUCGGAAAAAGAUAGGUCUUAUCUCCACCGAAACUGUCACAGGUGAGGGGGGCUCAAAGGAGGAACCCCAAUCGCAGCCAAUCCUGGGCGAGCUCACGGCCUCCCACGUGAGCCCCGACUCGGUGCAGCUGGAGUGGAGCGUCCCCGAGGGCACCUUUGACUCCUUCACGGUGCAGUACCGGGAUGCCCAAGGCCAGCCCCAGGUGCUGCCCGUGGACGGGGGUUCGCGCACGGUGACCGUGCCGGGGCUGUCACCGUCCCGCCGCUACAAGUUCAACCUGUACGGGGUGUGGGGUCGGAAACGUCUGGGCCCCGUCUCCACCGACGCCGUCACAGCUGCAGCCGAGCCAGAGGAGGAACCCCCAUCGCAGCCAAUCCUGGGCGAGCUCACGGCCUCCCACGUGAGCCCCGACUCGGUGCAGCUGGAGUGGAGCGUCCCCGAGGGCACCUUUGACUCCUUCACGGUGCAGUACCGGGAUGCCCAAGGCCAGCCCCAGGUGCUGCCCGUGGACGGGGGUUCGCGCACGGUGACCGUGCCGGGGCUGUCACCGUCCCGCCGCUACAAGUUCAACCUGUACGGGGUGUGGGGUCGGAAACGUCUGGGCCCCGUCUCCACCGACGCCGUCAUAGAGGACCCCGACUCGGUGCAGCUGGAGUGGAGCGUCCCCGAGGGCACCUUUGACUCCUUCACGGUGCAGUACCGGGAUGCCCAAGGCCAGCCCCAGGUGCUGCCCGUGGACGGGGGUUCGCGCACGGUGACCGUGCCGGGGCUGUCACCGUCCCGCCGCUACAAGUUCAACCUGUACGGGGUGUGGGGUCGGAAACGUCUGGGCCCCGUCUCCACCGACGCCGUCACAG
Athene cunicularia (burrowing owl) is the source of this 2295-nucleotide messenger RNA. Its product is annotated as tenascin-X-like. The transcript has 10 exons. Gene Ontology annotation, molecular function: protein binding. NCBI's taxonomy places the organism in Eukaryota, Metazoa, Chordata, Aves, Strigiformes, Strigidae. The record is from RefSeq and is a predicted model, not a curated record. The annotation marks the transcript as partial.